AUGUCCCACCUCGACACGCGCCAUCACGGCGACGACGGCGAGACCGACAGCUCCGUCACCGUCUCACCAACCGCGACAACCACCGAAAACACCCCGCUUCUCUCUUCCGGAUCCAGCUCAAUCACCAUUCGAGAUGGCUCGCCCGCGAGAGAGCAGCAGCAGCAUCAACCGGACCCCAUUGCGGCAUCAGAGAAGCGCCUUGGCUGGAAGCGGACGGCGUGUAUCGUUUCCAGCAUGUGGGUGUUGAUCUUUCUGCAGGCAAGCAACAUGAGCGGCAUGUCCACGGCCCAAUCCACCAUCGCCGCCGACCUGGACUCCUACGAGUCCGCCAUGUGGUUCACCAGCGCCUACAUGAUCAGCAUGUCCUCGGUCGCGCCCCUAGCCGGCCGGCUGUCGAUGAUCUUCUCGUCGGCGACCAUGAUCUUGUUAUCGUCGGGGUGCUUUGCCGUGGGGGCUUUGGUUACUGCGUUGGCGCCGAGUUUUGGCGUGUUUAUUCUGGGGAGGGUGUUGUUGGGGAUUGGGAGCGGGGGGAUCAUGACGUUGUGUAUGAUUGUGGUCAUUCAGCUUACGUCGCAGAAGAGGAGGGGGUUGUGGAUUGGGUUGACUAAUGCGGGGUUUACGAUUGGUGUGUCGGCGGGUGCUAUUGUGUUUGGAGCUUUGCUGCCGGUCUUGGGAUGGCGGCUCCUAUUCGGAGCUCAAGCACCCCUGGCCGCGAUCGCUGGCCUCGGUGUCACCCUCAGCAUCCCCCGCUUUGCCACCGACGAGCAUGUCAAGGAUCGAACGACUCGACAAAAGCUAGCCGGUAUCGACUAUGCCGGCGCGGCCUCUUUGACCAUAACAAUCGUCCUCUUCCUCUACGGCCUCUCAGGCACAAUCCAGCCGCUCCCCAUCCUCCUCUCCAUCCUCUCCCUCGCCAUCUUCCUCCUCGUCGAGUCCCGCGCCAGCGACCCCGUCAUCCCGCUCGCCGUCAUCCGCUCCCGCGGCGUUCUCCUCUCUUGCUUCUCCCAACUCGGCUUCAUGGCCGCCCGCUGGACAGUCCUCUUCUACGCGCCCAUGUUUGUCCUCGCUGUCCGCGGGUUACCGCCUGCUAUUGCUGGGUCUGUGUUGGUGCCUACCAACGCUGGGUUUGGUCUUGGUGGGUUGUUGGUGGGUGCGCUGCAUAUCCGGCACGCGGGGUCGUUUUGGUUGGGGAGUCUGCUGUCGCUGGCGGCGUUUUCACUGGCGCUGUUUGCGCUGUCGUUUUUUAGCAAGGCAGAGGCGUCGGUGGGUGGCUAUGUUGCGAUUUUGUUUGCUAACGGGUUGGGCACGGGUGCCGCGCUCACGUACACGCUUGCUCAUCUACUCCAUCUCACCCGCCCGGAGGUGCAUUUUAUCGUCACGGGUUUGUUGUCCACCUUCCGGGGGUUUGCGGGGAGUUUUGGGACGGCCAUUGGAGGCGGUGUGUUCACGCGAACGCUGCGGGAUGCUCUCACCGAGGGGUUCAGGAGACUAGAUGGCGGAGAGCAGUUAGACAAGGCGAGGGAGAAGCUGAUCACGGUGUUGAUCGGUAGCCCGGCGGCUGUCUGGCAGGGCGGGGUGUUGAAUGCGGCGGAAAGAGUGGUGGCUGUGACUGGGUAUGAGCGGGCGAUGGAUGUUCUGUAUAAGUCGGCGGCUGCGAUGUGCGUGUUGGUGUUGGUCAUGCAGGCCGGGACGGGGUGGGCUGCGCCGGCGGGGGUGAAGGAUGAGGAUGAGGAGUUUGAGGAGGCUGUUGCGGAGAGUGAUCGGGCUAUGGAGGCUUGA
Dichotomopilus funicola is the source of this 1779-nucleotide messenger RNA. RefSeq names its product vacuolar basic amino acid transporter 1. Gene Ontology annotation, molecular function: basic amino acid transmembrane transporter activity. The record is from RefSeq and is a predicted model, not a curated record. Gene Ontology annotation, biological process: basic amino acid transport; transmembrane transport. The coding region runs from base 1 to 1779 and encodes 592 amino acids. The transcript has 5 exons. Gene Ontology annotation, cellular component: fungal-type vacuole membrane. Lineage: Eukaryota; Fungi; Ascomycota; Sordariomycetes; Sordariales; Chaetomiaceae.